UUGAACCCAUAAUGUCUAAAAAAUUUAUAGUAAAUCUUUGUUUGACUGAUCUGCAGCAAAGUGGGAAGGGAAGUAAACUGUACCAUGCUCUUUGCCACUCCAUUCCUGAAUCAGUAGAUUAUAUCCAGUCUGAAAUACUUGAGGAUAUCCUGGAACAUUUAUUGGAGUUCCCUACUACAAAUGUGAAUAUUUUCAAAUAAUUUAUCGGUGAUUUUGGUAAAUAUUCAUGAAAUUAUGGCAUUUUGACCAAAGAUUUUAGUGCUAGCAAUCAAGCUCUAUAGGCCACUUUAUCUGGAUUUUAAGGAUCUGAUCCACAAGUUUGAGAUUGAACUUAUUUAAAGCAUUAUGCAGUACAAAUAACAAGGUAAUGGAGACUUUUCAAGUGGUUGAUUUUGAAAAAUUAAGCAAAACUUGUUAUUUUAAGGUCGAGCAACUACCCGUGAUGGUUCUCAAAUACAUCCUCCUGAGUGACAAUCGUGAGUUGCAGCUGGUUGCUUUAAAGACAUUGAGAAAAAUCUGCGAACAACGUGAUAUUAAGAACAAGUAUAUAAAGCCGUGAUUUAAGAAAAUUCCUAAACUAUUUUCUCUUUUUACCGAGUACAUUAAUUUCGACGGAGUCAACGAAAGCACUAUUAUACAGGAUAUCCCAGAGGAAGAGAUUGAAAUUCACCAAAUCUACGAAUCAAUCGAUAGUGUGUUCAUCUCUGAUCAAGCUCUGAUUGAGCUUCUGAGUAACCAUUCUGACCUAUUUGAAGACCUGAUAGACAUAAAGAAUGCGAAAUCCUCAUUCGGACAAAUAAUUACAAAUAAGUCUUCUAAUUUAGACAACAUCACGAAGGUGACAAAUAUCAUUGAAAUGAAAAUGCAGGAGAGCCAUCUCAAAAGUUUUGAGAAGAGAUCGAAGACAAGAGCCAAGGAUUUGGAAGCUCAACAUCAAAUUCAAAAGCAAACUCUUACUUAUGUAGAACAGGUUGAGAAUAAGUACGAAGAGGUUUUUAGAGACGCUAUGGUGGAGUUUGCAGAUCUGUUAGAAUAA
Molecule: messenger RNA, 1036 nt
Organism: Moneuplotes crassus
Lineage: Eukaryota; Ciliophora; Spirotrichea; Euplotida; Euplotidae
Source: the annotation of a GenBank genome assembly